Spodoptera exigua (beet armyworm) is the source of this 4531-nucleotide messenger RNA. The record is from the annotation of a GenBank genome assembly. Lineage: Eukaryota; Metazoa; Arthropoda; Insecta; Lepidoptera; Noctuidae.
AAAGAAGCGUAAAAGAGAACAAUAAUUGUCGGCGAUCACUAGGUGGCAGCUUGAGCGUGUCGGCGAAACGUUUUUUAUCCUCAUUAAACAUUCGAUUGUUGAUGUGAUUUGUUCCGUUUUGCGUUGCAUUCUCUGAAAAGUUUCAUUAUUUUAGAAAAAAAUAUUGUUUUGCGUCUCAAUACUCGACAAUGACUUCGGUUGAAGAAGGCGAGACGCCACCGGAAGAGGUACCGGCGGGAAAUCCAGACGAGAUAACUAAAAACCCGACAGCUCUGAAAGAGGCCCAUGAACAAAUGGCAACUCUAGAUGUUUUGGUAUGUGGCCAGUGCCACUCAGCAUUCCAUUUUAUUGAGGAUUUUAAAGAACACAAGGAUGCAAACAAUUGUACUGGAAAAUCUCCAGUAAGAGAUAGUAAUGAAAGUAAAGCACAAGUGUGGGCUUUCCUCCUAUGGAAGUGUUCAUCUGUUCGUGAUGGCUCUACUGUAAAUACAGACAAUAGCUGGAAGUUAUAUCAGCAGUGGUGCCGCAUGGCUGAAGCCCAAAGGACUGCCUGGAUUACAGCCGGAUCUAAUGUUCAGGCCCUGUCCAAAUUUGCACAUGCUAAAGUUAUGGAAGUUAAGACAGAAGAUCAACUAGUUCCGGUUCAAACACCUGUACAGCAUGAAGUUAAGAGACGAGGCAGACCAAGGAAGAUACCUAAACCGGAGGAUUCUGAAACACAACCCUCAGGGGAAGAAAGUGACGAUAUUGUUAAAGCUAGCCCUGGACUGAAGAAUGUCCAAAAAGUACCAAUACCACAAAAUGUAAACAAAUCAAAGGAGCUGAAUGAGUCAGUGCGGAAUGCUCAAGAGCGAGUUCCCCCUGAAGAGCGGAUUGCGCGUCGUACUGAGCGCCAGGGUGAUCCUACUGAAGCUGGAGAAUAUGUUGUAGAAAAGAUUUUAGCUAAAAGAUUUAACCCACGCCGUAAGCAGUAUGAAUACCUGCUCAAAUGGGAGGGAUAUCCACAUGAGCAAAAUACUUGGGAACCAGUGGAAAAUAUGGAGACAUGUAAACAUUUAUUGGAAGCAUUUGAAAAGCAGCUGGCACGUCAGAAGGAACUGAAAGCUCUUAGAGCACAACAGCAACAACAACAGCAGCAGCACCCAGUGCAGGUGAAACAAAUCAGUACACCCUUACCCCAAGUUGUCAAGCAAGUGGUAAAGAAGUCUGAGAGUCCUGCUGUUACACCAUCUGGGCGUCUUCAGCGCACAAGCAAGGUUCGCGCUUUAGAUCAAGUUAAGGCAUGGUGUGGGGCAGAGGAUGGUGAACCUGCUGCUAAGAAAGUGAAAAAGGAAAUUUCCAGUGAAGAUGAGGACUACUCUGACCCUGACUCCACUAAAGCUGACAAGAAAAUGCUGAAUGGUCAAUCUUCGCCAACAAAGUCCACUCUGGACCCUGAGCUGGUGAAAUCACUUGGUCUCGCGGGAAAAGGCAUGCCGAACAUAAAGGGUGUCAUUAAAGUAGACCCUAAACAUAUGCCUAAUCUUACCACAGGUGUCUAUAUCAUGUCGAAGAGUUCAGGAAUUAUGAAGAUUGAUUCUCCUGGGAAAUUAGGACCGGGGCUAAAUAUAGAUCAGGAUGUGAUUCGGAAACAGAUAUUAGCAGCUAAACAGAAAAAGUUGGAAGAAGCCAAGAAAACGUCCCCUAUCCGCACACCAAUGUCAUCACAGAUAAAGAAAACUUAUGGUUCUGGAGGUCAGCAAGUAACAGAGAAGACUAUAAUUACUCCUUCCGGGCAAAAGAUCAUUCAACGCACUAUUCAAAGACCAGCAGGACAGGGUGUUGAUGGAAAGUCACCUGUCACCAUACUUAACAAAAAACUUGCACAGGGCGACAGUUUACUGCGGCGCGGCGGGUCAGGUCGGGGGCGUGGUCGCGGAGGGUAUUCCGUGGCUACGGCUGGCGGUAACAUAGUUCGCAUCCGAGACAAGGUUCCUGCAUUAGACUUUGAACAGUCGGAUGCAUCAUCUGACACGUCUGAUGGCAUCGAGGAUCCGUUCCCGCGGCACCUGGGCCCGCUGCCCCCUCCGAGCCCCGAGCGCGAACUGACGCUGUGCCCUCUGACGGGGCGGCGGCUGGCGCGUGCAGAGGGCGAGCCCACGCCGCCCCCGACUCCAUCGCCACCGCCAACGCCCCCACCCGCCCCCGAAGCGCUGGCUGGUACGAUGCUUAUGAAGGUCGAAAUGUCCCCUGGUGGCACUACUGGAAUGCUGGUACAAGGAGAUGGUGCUCAACCCUCACUUCCUGUACUCACUGAUGAAGAUGGUACGGAAGUAAAAGUUGAAGCCAGUGCUGUUAAACAAUUAUUAGAAGGGGGAGUCGGAGUUGAUGAUGGUGAAGAGGUUGGAUUACUACACUCUGGGCACACACCUAUUAUGAUUAGAGGCGAAGAUGGAGUCCUUUAUCAGGUCGCAGGUGAAAACGAAGCAGGUCAAACGUUACUUGUGGCGGCAGAGGGAGUCGAAGGUGCCGUAGAAGGUGUGGAAGGCGCCGUCGAAGGUGACGGUGACGUCAUGUACGUCACGAGAGAGGAUGGACAGGUGUUGGCGAUCGAUCCCUCUCAGCUGGCACAGUUAAUGCCCGGAGGCGAGGCUGCGCCCGCGCUGCAGCAGGUGGCCGUGCAAGUCGAGGGAGAGCCCGGUGAGGAUGCUACGCAGGUCAUCGCGCAACUACUACAGGCUGACCUACCAUCACCCGGUGGAACACGAAGAGUUGUACUUAUGUUGCCUGAUGGCAGUUUGACAAUGACUGAACUUGACAAGGAACAGUAUGAAUCAAUAACGGAAGCCAGUAAAGCACAGGAAUAAAAUGUUUUGACCAAUUCAAAAUGUGAUGAACCACAAUUCUAUUAGAGUUAAUCAAAUAUGGAUAAAUAUUUGUUCUCUAAGCCCCAAGCUAAGAUUUAGUGUGACAAAAUAGUUUCGAAUUCUUAUUUUCAUUACUUUUGUAGACACAUAAUUGAAUUUUUAAUUUAUAAUAAUUAUGUCUGAAUGUGAAGUGUAUAUACACUCAGAUUGUUUACAUCAUGAAGUAUUUUGUACAAACUUGCAUUACAAUUGUGGUUUGUAUUUCUGAUUUUAUGCUGUCAAUUUGCAGUUAAGUAAAAUGGUUGACAGAAAUAAUAGUAACCGAAUAUCAAUACAUGCACCUAGAUAUAAUAGCAGAUUACAUUGACAAGCAGUUAAUUGGGAAAGCAUUGGUGGACGUAACAAUUGCUUGAUGAAUUUUUCUGUUAAAUAUAUAUCAGCAAAUACAAGACUGACUGCCACUAAGCUGUAAAUAAAAGUUAUUACAGUAUGUGUCCUUCAGGAGUUGCAAGGAGUUGGGUAUUCUCAACUUUGACUAAGACUCAAUUUACAUUGCCACAAAAUGGAAUCAGAGCGAUUUAUUUAAUAUUGAAAUUACGCAAGCUAUAUCAGCCACGACAAUUAUCGAGUGUUUAGAUUUUGGCUAAAAUGUUUAUUGUGUGCGGCCUUGUUUUUACAAUAUUUACAUAAAAUGUUAUGUACAAUUUCUUUUUAUAUUGAUUUGAUUCUAUUUUGCUGCAUUGUUCAAUGAGACUAAGAGCGAGUGAAGUUAAUGAUACAAUAAAUAAAUAUUGUUAUGAUAGUAGUUUGUAUAAUAGAUUACAUUAGUUUUUUUUUCUACCUUUUAAUAGGGAUUAUGACCAAGAUUCUUCUUUUCAUAAAAAAGACAAAAAGUUAGGCUUUUUCAUCUAAAUACACAGUUGCAUUUUAUUAGUUUGACUAAACCAAAACAUGUAUGUGUAAACUAAUGGUUUAAAAACCAUCACCUCUCCCAUUAGCAACAACAUGUUUUAUAAAAUAAGUGUAUUAUAUUCUUCUUUUUUAUCAUGAACUCUGAUUUACAUAAUAGUUUUUAGUAUUGUAUUAUAGUAUCAUUAGUAGAUUCAAGCCACAUGAUUCAUCUUCAAUUAAAAUAAAUUUAUAUUUAACUGUACUUUCUUUUGAGCUUUCUCGAAAGAAGCUACUUUGAUUGUCAAAAAUAGCUCUAAUCCUCAGUGGUUACCCUCUAGAGUGUGCUUUUUAUCAUAUUCUUAAUAAACUUAUUUCUUUGACUGUAAAACGCUUAAAUGAUGUAGGGCUAUGAACUUCGUAGCGGCUAGCAAUACAUAACAGAGAACAUAACAUCUGCACAUAUAAUAAUAUGUUUAUUACUCUGCAAAGUAAAGAUAUUCAUUCCUGCUGUAUACAGUGCAGUAAGUUGCAAAUUUUGUAUCAAUCUUCUGCAUACAAAAAUCUUAGUGUGUAACUUGAUAAAAACUUCUGAAACUAACUUUAAACUUCUAAAUUUGUACAUUACAAAUUGUAAAUAAAAACCCAUAGGGAAUUCAGUAUUGCUUACUCGGAAACAUUUAUAGAUACGAUCUUUAAAUAAGCAGCAUCACGCAAGAAAUGUGGUAAAAUUUUCUUUAUUUUAGAUUUGUAAUAUAGUAAAUACAAUUAUUACAAUAAAAUUAGGAUUAUAUGAA